This is a messenger RNA of Equus quagga, 5377 nucleotides long. RefSeq names its product DLEC1 cilia and flagella associated protein (gene DLEC1). The transcript is spliced from 37 exons. The coding region runs from base 26 to 5329 and encodes 1767 amino acids. NCBI's taxonomy places the organism in Eukaryota, Metazoa, Chordata, Mammalia, Perissodactyla, Equidae. Gene Ontology annotation, biological process: negative regulation of cell population proliferation. The record is from RefSeq and is a predicted model, not a curated record.
GGGGAGCUAGCGCGUCUCAGUUGCCAUGGAGACUGGCGAGCCCGAGGAGCAGGGGUCGACCGAGUCUGGGUCCUCCGCUUUCCGGGGGUCAACAUGGACGCCAACUCCACGUCUGCUCCGGAUCUGCAGCCCCAGCCAGUCCACCUGGCUGUCCUCCCUCGCCUACACUGAGCCCUUUCAUUACAGGGGUCGGUCCCACCGCAUCGCGCCGCGCCCCGAGCCGCGCCUGCUGCGUCUGCGCCCCACCUCGCUACGCACCCAAGACAUCUCGCACUUGCUUGCUGGCGUGUUCCGCAGCUUGUACACAGCCGAGGUGAUCGGCGAAGACGUGAGCGCGAGCUUGAUCAAGGCCCGAGGCAGCGAGGAUGCGCGGCACGAGGAGUUCGUGGACGAGCUGCAGCAGAUUCGGGAGAUCUAUAAGCAACGGCUGGAUGAGGUCGAAAUGUUGGAGAGACAUAUCAUUCAGGCCCGCGCACGGGCCCUGGCGGAGAAAGAGCAGGUGAUGCACCAGGCCAAAGUAUCCGUCCUUGAGACCUUCAUCAAGAUGCCUCCAGUGAAGACUGUCUUCAGAUGGUGUGUGGAUAAUGAGUUGCUGCAGAAACAUCAUUUGAUCUGCCCAGAUGAUUACUACAGCGAUACAGUGCCAUUUUGCUCUGCACCUAAAGUCAUCUUAGAAACAUCCACCUCCUCACCUUGGUACGGUCAUUUAAUUUGUUUCCUUGGUGCCAUAGGCACCUCUGUCCCUGGAUAUGCAAAACUGACAAUUAGUUGUGAGAAGCGUUCCAUCCCAAAGAAAGAGCUGAGCAAGGAGUCUGAAGCUUCAUGCAGGAAGACAGUCACUAAAUUUGAAGACCAGUUAGACUACACUGUGGACAGCCUGACAUGGGACUCAUCUUUAAAGGCCAAACUCAAGACCAAAGAAACUUCCAAGAAAGCAAGUCCACCAAAGAAUAAAAACUGGAUGAACCACUUACGUAUGCCACAGAGAGAAUGGGAGCGACGUCUGCUUGCCAGAAUGGAGAGUCGAAACCGCUUCCUAAAAAACCCUCGAUUUUUCCCUCCUAACACUCCGCAUGGAGGCAAAUCUCUUCUCUUCCCUCCAAAGAAGCCAGCACUAAUAGGAGAAUUCCAGAGUGAAGAGCUGGGACAGAGUUGUGAUGAUGUUCCAGUGUUUCUAGCUAAGCCAUCAAUUGGGUUUUUCACAGAUUAUGAAAUUGGGCCAGUUUAUGAGAUGGUAAUCUCGCUGCAGAACACCACCGCGACCAGCCGCUACCUGCGCGUCCUCCCGCCGUCCACUCCGUACUUUGCUCUGGGAUUGGGGAUGUUCCCAGGAAAAGGUGGAAUGGUGGCUCCUGGAAUGACCUGCCAGUACACUGUCCAGUUUUUGCCCGACUGCCUUGGGGAUUUUGAUGAUUUUAUUUUGGUGGAGACCCAGUCAGCCCACACACUCCUGAUCCCCCUGCAGGCCCGGAGGCCGCCCCCAGUGCUGACGUUGUCACCAGUGUUGGACUGUGGUUACUGCCUCAUUGGGGGAAUGAAGAUAACCAGAUUCAUCUGCAAAAAUGUGGGCUUCAGUGUUGGGAAGUUCUGCAUUAUGCCUAAAAAGAGCUGGCCACCGUCAAGUUUCAGGACUGUUGCAAGCGUCAGCUUUGUCGAGCAGCCUCCCUUUGGAAUCCUGCCUUCGGUGUUUGAGCUGGCUCCAGGGCAGGCCGUGUCAGUGGAGGUCUUGUUCCACCCAACAAGACUAGGAAAGGCGGAGCAGACCUUCAUCAUUGUGUGCGACAACUGUCAGAUAAAGGAGCUGGUGACUGUAGGAAUUGGGCAGCUGGUUGCUUUGGAUCUGAUCUAUAUUUCUGGUGAGAAAAGUCAGCCGGAGCCUGGAGAGCUCACAGACUUAACAGCCCAGCACUUCAUACGCUUUGAGCCUGAAAACCUUCAGUCCACGGCUAGGAAACAGCUGCUUAUUAGAAAUGCUACGCAUGUGGAGCUGGCCUUCCACUGGCAGAUCAUGAAGCCCAACCUGCAGUGCCUAAUGCCUGGAGAAACCUACAGCAUGGACAGCAUCAAGUACCACCCUGACAGGGAGACGGCCUUCUCCAUCAUGCCCAAGAUGGGGGUUCUCAACCCCCACACCGACCACGAGUUCAUCCUGAGCUUUUCUCCUCAUGAGUUGAGAAAUUUUCACAGUGUGCUUCAGAUGGUGCUGGAGGAAGUCCCGGAACCCAUGAGUUUGGAAGUGGAUACCCUGAAGGGCCCCUCAUACUCUGUGGAUGACGUGAUCGUCCUGGAAGUCGAGGUGAAGGGCUCGGUAGAACCUUUCCAGGUUCUCUUAGAACCAUAUACCCUCAUCAUCCCCGGGGAGAGCUACAUUGGGGUAAAUGUGAAGAAAGAUUUUAAGAUGUGGAACAAUAGCAAGUCACCCAUCAGAUACAUGUGGGGGAAGAUCAGCGACUGCCACAUCAUUGAAGUAGAACCCUGCACAGGGACCAUCGAGCCCAAUGAGGUGGAGGAUUUUGAGUUGAACUUUACUGGGGGUGUCCCUGGCCCAACAAGCCAGGACCUGCUAUGUGAAAUCAAAGACUCACCCUCGCCAGUGGUGUUACACAUCGAGGCAGCCUUUAAGGGGCCUGCCCUCGUCAUCAACGUCUCAGCCCUUCAGUUUGGUUUGCUGCGCCUGGGGCAGAGAGCUACAAGCUCCAUUCAGAUCCAGAACAUCAGCCAGCUCCCAGCUGUGUGGCACAUGAAGGAGAGCCUGGUCUGCCUGGAGGAAAGGCGUGAGGGUGUGUCUCCCUUCAGCAUUGAGCCCUCCAGCUGCCAGGUUCAACCUCUGGGGGAGUGCAGAGUGGACAUCACCUUGGAGGCCUUGCACUGCCAGCAUCUUCAGACCGUCCUGGAGCUGGAGGUGGUAAACGGGGCCUGGAGCUACCUUCCUGUGUAUGCUGAGGUACAGGAGCCCCACGUCUACCUGCAGAGCAGCCAGCUGGAGGUCAGCAACCUCUACCUGGGCGUGCCCACAAAGACAACCGUCACACUCGUCAAUGGCACGCUCUUGCCCACCCACUUCCACUGGGGCAAGCUGCUGGGGCACCAAGCAAACUUCUGCACAGCAAAAAUCUCCCCCAGACGUGGCACACUGGGCCCCAGUGAAGAGCGCCAGCUCAAACUGGAGUUGACUACUCACACCCAGGAAGAGCUGACCGAUCUGGUCCUCCCUUGUACUGUGUCAGGCAUGAAGGAGCCACUGGUUCUGGGCAUUUCUGGGAAACCCCAGGGACUACAAGUGGCCAUCACCAUCUCUGCAGAGGACUCUGACAGCAGUGUUCCCAGCACAGAGCUGGGGCCAGGCCACCCGGAGGAGCUCCGCCUGGACUUCGGUUCGACAGUGCCACUGAGGACCCGCGUGAAUCGCCAACUCAUCCUGACCAAUUGCUCCCCGAUACAGACCCCUUUCACCCUCAAGUUUGAGUACUUUGGGAGCCCCCAAAACAGCUUGAGCCAAAAACCAAGCCUCCCCGACAUGCCUCCUGCCCUGCUGAAGAUGGCACGGACUCGAGAGCGCUUGGCCAAGCGAGAGCAGCUGGAUUUUAUGGAAAGCAUGUUGUCUCAUGGGAAAGGAGCUGCCUUCUUUCCCCACACUUCCCAGGGCAUACUGGGAGCCCACCAGCAGCUAAGCAUCAACAUCACAGGCUGUGCAAACAUGUGGGGUGAAUACUGGGACAACCUCAUCUGCACGGUGGGAGAUCUGCCACCAACAGUCAUCCCAGUGCACAUGGCAGUGGUAGGCUGCCCCAUCAGCUCCCUGAGAACCACCUACUACACCACUGACCAGUUCCAGAAGGAGCCUGUCAUCAGGUUCGGCACCCAGGUCUCUGGAGGAGACACGAUCACCCGGGUCCUUCGCCUGAAUAACUCCAGCCCUUGUGACAUCCGCCUGGACUGGGAGACCUAUGUUCCAGAAGACAAGGAGGACCGGCUGGUGGAGCUGCUGGUGUUUUACGGGCCACCUUUCCCGCUGCGGGACCAAGCUGGGAAUGACCUUGUGUGCCCUGAGACCCCUGAGAGCAGCAGCUCCAUCUGGUCCCCAAGUCCCUCCAACAUGUCUGACUUCAGCCAUGGAGCUUCCCAGUCUGCCGAGGGCAGCUCCAGUGACGGGGCCUCACAGAAGAUCAUCUCAGUCAUCCUGCAGGAGCAUGAGGGGGUGCCCUCUGACCACCCGUACUGUGUCAGCCCCAAGCAGAUGGUGGUCCCUGCUGGGGGCAGCAGCAGCAUCUACAUCUCCUUCACACCCAUGGUCCUUGGCCCUGAUAUCCUGCACAAGGUGGAAUGUGUUGGCUAUGCCCUGGGCUUCAUGAGCUUGGACAAUGAGGUGGAAAGAGAGCUUCCGGGGAGGAGACAUCGCCUGCAGGAUUUUGCUGUGGGACCCCUAAGACUGGACCUGCAUUGCUACGUCAGGCCCGCACAGCUAAGUCUGGAGUUGGACUACGGCGGUGGUGUGGAAUUCCGGCAUCAGGCCAGUGACCUUAUCCUUGAGCAGCCCUGUUCUGGGGUGCUGAGUGAGCUGGUGACCACCCACCAUCUGAAGCUGACCAACACCACGGAAAUACCACACUAUUUCCGGCUCCUGGUCUCCAAGCCCUUCUCUGUUUCUCAAGAUGGGGCUGGCCAUGGCCACAGAGCUCCUGGCCCUGGGCGGGAGCACCAGUGUGAAGAGGAGACUGCAGCAGUAGGCCAGCAGCUGGUGCUCCACCCGCAGGAGAACAUGCUGGUGAACGUGUCCUUCUCACUGUCCCUGGAGCUGCUCUCCUAUCAGAAGCUCCCGACUGACCAGAUGCUGCCCGGAGUGGACAUUCAGCAGAAUGCGAGUGGGGAGAAGGAGAUGGUGUUUACUCAGAAUCUGCUCCUGGAGUACACCAACCACACCACGCAGGUGGUGCCCCUGCGGGCCAUCGUGGCCGUGCCCGAGCUGCAGCUCUCCACCAGCUGGGUGGACUUCGGCACCUGCUUUGUGAACCAGAAGCAGGUCUGCGAGGUCUAUCUGAUGAACCUGAGUGGCUGCCGGAGCUACUGGACUGUGCUGAUGGGCCAACAGGAGCCAGACAAGGGCCCUGUGGCCUUCGGGGUCUCCCCAGGCAGUGGACUGCUGGAGGCACGACCAGUCAAUGCGCCCCCAUCCUCUGUCACCCUCCAGGUUUUCUUCACUGCCAGGAGCAGUAAGCUGUACGAGUCCACGCUGGUGGUGGAAGGUGUGCUCGGUGAGAAGGCCUGCGCCCUGCGGCUCCGGGGCCAAGGCUCUUAUGACGAGAGAUAUUUGUCACCCCACCAGCUCUGAUGCUCUGCCCUCAGUCCCUCAGCUUUGGAAAUAAAUGUGACUCAGAGC